Molecule: messenger RNA, 1191 nt
Organism: Yamadazyma jaroonii
Lineage: Eukaryota; Fungi; Ascomycota; Pichiomycetes; Serinales; Debaryomycetaceae
Source: the annotation of a GenBank genome assembly
AUGACUAAAGAUCAAACAACAAAUUACGGUUUUGGUACUAACGCUAUUCACGUCGGUGCACCAAUUGAUCCUCAUACCGGUGCAGUUAUUGAACCAGUUUCUUUAUCAACUACUUUCGCUCAAAGUGAACCAUCUAAACCUUUAGGUAUUUAUGAAUACUCCAGAUCUGCUAAUCCAAACAGAGAUAAUUUCGAAAUUGCUGUUGCUAAAUUAGAAAAUGCUAAAUAUGCUCUUGCUUUAGCUUCAGGGUCCGCUACUACUGCUUUAAUUAUUCAAUCAUUACCUGUCAACAGUCAUAUUGUCAGUAGUGGUGAUGUUUAUGGUGGUACUCACAGAUAUUUCACCAAAGUUGCCAACACUCAUGGUGUUGAAGCUACUUUCGUUGGUGAUUUAGUUAAAGAUUUAAAAUCCAACUUGAGAGAAAAUACCAAAUUAGUAUGGUUAGAAACUCCAUCAAACCCAACUUUAAAAGUUACUAACAUCAAUAAAGUUAAAGAAAUUUUAAACGAACACGAAUCAGUUACUGGUAAUAAAGUUUUAUUAGUUGUUGAUAACACUUUCUUAUCUCCAUACAUUUCCAAUCCUUUAAAUUUUGGUGCUGAUAUCGUUAUUCACUCCGUUACUAAAUAUAUCAAUGGUCAUUCUGAUGUUGUUAUGGGUGUCUUAGCCGUUAAUGAUGAUGAAUUACAUGAAAAAUUAAGAUUUUUACAAAAUGCCAUUGGUUCAAUCCCAUCACCUUUUGAUUCAUGGUUAGCUCACAGAGGUUUAAAAACUUUACAUUUAAGAGUUAAACAAGCUUCAGAAAGUGCUUUAAAGAUUGCUGAAUAUUUAUCAUCCCACUCAAAGGUUUCAUUGGUUAACUACCCAGGUUUGAAAACUCAUGAAAACCACGAUGUCGUUUUAAAACAACACAGAAACGGUUUAGGUGGUGGUAUGAUCUCAUUCAGAAUUAAUGGAGGUGCUCAAGCUGCUUCAGUAUUCACUUCAUCGACCAAAUUAUUCACUUUAGCUGAAUCUUUAGGUGGAAUUGAAUCAUUAAUUGAAGUUCCAGCUAUCAUGACCCACGGUGGUAUUCCAAAAGCUGAAAGAGAAUCUAAUGGUGUUUAUGAUGAUUUAGUUAGAAUCUCAGUCGGUAUUGAAGAAACCGAUGAUUUAUUAGCAGACAUUGAACAAGCUUUAGAAAGAGUUUAA